This is a messenger RNA of Cariama cristata (Red-legged seriema), 1143 nucleotides long. It is a transcript of the gene ZDHHC16, whose product is annotated as zinc finger, DHHC-type containing 16. The record is from RefSeq and is a predicted model, not a curated record. Gene Ontology annotation, cellular component: Golgi apparatus. Lineage: Eukaryota; Metazoa; Chordata; Aves; Cariamiformes; Cariamidae. Gene Ontology annotation, molecular function: palmitoyltransferase activity. The transcript is spliced from 10 exons. Gene Ontology annotation, biological process: protein palmitoylation. Bases 16 to 1143 code for a protein of 375 amino acids.
CGUGGUGUGGCAGGGAUGAGGAGCCGGCAGCGGAUGUUUGCAGCGGUGAUGCGCCUGCUCCUCAAGUGCCUGCGGCUGGGCCGGCGGCGACGGUUUAAGCUGGUGCGGCAGGCGGAGCAGCUGUGGCACUACGGGCACCUCUGCCUCCGCUCCCUGCUCUACAACUCCUUCACCAACAGCGACGUGGUCCUCGACUCCCUCUUCGAGCCCGUGUACUGGCUGGUGGACCACGUCACCCGGUGGUUUGGUGUGGUGUUUGUGGCACUGGUGAUCGGGCUGACAAGCUCCAUCGUGGCCAUCGUUUACAUCUGCCUGCUGCCCCUCAUCCUGCAGACCUACACACCUGCCUGGAUCUGCUGGCACCUCGCCUAUGGACACUGGAACCUCAUCAUGAUUGUCUUCCACUACUACAUGGCCAUCACCACCUCACCUGGGCACCCACCACAGGCCAAGGACGAUCUCACCGGCGUCUCCAUCUGCAGGAAAUGCAUUGCCCCCAAGCCGGCUCGCACACACCACUGCAGCAUCUGCAACAGGUGUGUGCUGAAGAUGGACCACCACUGCCCCUGGCUAAACAACUGUGUGGGACACUACAACCACCGCUACUUCUUCUCUUUUUGCCUGUUCAUGACCAUGGGCUGCAUCUACUGCAGCAUCAGCGGCUGGGAGAUGUUCCGGGACGCCUACGCAGCCAUCGAGAGAAUGAAACUGCUUGAGAAGGAGAGACUGCAGGUGGCUGCCAACCAGACGUACUACCAGACCCCGCCACCCACCUUCUCCUUCCGCCAGCGAGCUUUCCACAAGAGCAUGGUCUACCUCUGGGUCCUCUGCAGCUCAGUUGCGUUGGCCUUGGGUGCCCUCACGCUGUGGCACGCUGCCCUCAUCACCCGUGGGGAAACCAGUAUUGAGCGGCACAUCAACAAGAAGGAGAGGCAGAGGCUGCAGAAGAAAGGCAAGGUCUUCAGGAACCCCUAUAGUUACGGCAGCUGGGAUAACUGGAAGUUGUUCCUGGGUGUGGACAUGCCAAGGCACUGGCUCACCCGUGUCCUGCUGCCCUCUCCUCACCUGCCCCACGGGACGGGCCUGAGCUGGGACCUGCCUCCCUGCAUGACCGAGCAGCGCGCGCCGCUCCUGGCCAUCUGA